Molecule: messenger RNA, 1119 nt
Organism: Octodon degus (degu)
Lineage: Eukaryota; Metazoa; Chordata; Mammalia; Rodentia; Octodontidae
Gene: Zfand1
Product: zinc finger AN1-type containing 1
Exons: 8
Coding region: 57-863 (268 amino acids)
Biological process (GO): cytoplasmic stress granule disassembly
Cellular component (GO): cytoplasm; cytoplasmic stress granule
Molecular function (GO): zinc ion binding
Source: RefSeq, a predicted model, not a curated record
GCUCGUACAAUGCUGCCCAGCGUGUGUUCAGCUCCACGUAUCGCCACGCUGGAAACAUGGCGGAGCUGGAUAUCGGGCAGCACUGCCAAGUGGAGCACUGCAGGCAGCGAGAUUUUCUUCCAUUUGUAUGUGAUGGUUGUUCAGGAAUAUUUUGCCUCGAACACAGAAGCAAGGAAUCUCAUGAUUGUCCUGAGAUGACUGUAAUCAAUGAGAAACCAAAGAUCGAUACACAUGAAUCAUACCCGUGCUCAUUCAGGGAUUGUGCUGAAAGAGAGCUUGUGGCAGUUAUAUGUCCUUAUUGUGAGAAGAAUUUUUGCCUAAGACACCGUCAUCAGUCAGAUCAUGAGUGUGAAAGACUAGAGAUCCCAAAGCCUCGUAUGGCUGCCACUCAAGCGCUUGUUAAAAAUAUUAUUGAUUCCAAGACAGGAGAGACAGGAAAUAAACGGCGGAAAGGCGCAAAAAAUAGUGAGACAGCUGCAAAGAUUGCACUGAUGAAAUUAAAGAUGCAUGCUGACGGGGAUGAGUCAUUGCCACAGGCAGAAAGAAUUUACUUUCAAGUUUUCUUACCAAAGGGGAGCAAAGACAAGAGCAAACCCAUGUUCUUUUGCCACCGAUGGAGCAUUGGAAAGGCCAUAGACUUCGCAGCUUCGCUCGCCAGUCUUAAAAAUGACAAUAACAGACUAGCAGCUAAGAAGCUAAGAUUGUGUCAUACUUCUUCAGGAGAAGCUCUACCUUUGGACCAUACUUUGGAAACCUGGCUUGCUAAGGAAGAUUGUCCUUUAUAUAAUGGUGGAAAUAUUAUUUUGGAAUAUCUGAAUGAUGAUGAACAGUCUUUAAAAAAUGUUGAUUCUUACUUGUCAUAGUCAGAGAUUAAGCCAGACGUCACAAGGGAAGUGCUAUGAACCUGGUUAUUCAGUUUCUUUUACCACAAAUACUAUUUGCUUUUUCAAAGUUGCCUUUUAAUUUAUUUCCAGUGUGUCGUCGUUUACAUAAUCACUUUUCUGUUAACUUUGAGUUUUUGUGUCUUAAAGUUUAUACUAAUGGUUAGCUAAUCCUUAUAUUUAACUUUUUUAUUAGGUUAGACUUUAGAAAUAUCAGUCUAGGUAUAUAUAUAUAUAU